CUUUCAAAACUCUUUUCUUAGACUAGUAACCUGCUCUCAUCUUGUAGCGCCUUUGAAACUAACUGAAAGACAUUGGCAGCAUUUGUCUGUCUGUACCUGGACAAGUUUCUUGAAGAAGUUGAUGGAUUUCCAUUCCGUUCGGCUAAAUUUGGUGCUUUCCAUAGUUGUAGAAUUCAAAGCUAUAGCCGUGUUAGUCUCUAGAAUCAGUACAUGAAGAGAUCUUGUAACACCUUUGAGACUCACUGAAAGAAAGCAAUUGUCAGCAUAAAACAGAAGUGUGAAUUCUGUUAAAGUUAUUUUGCCUGAAUCCUAACUAACCAUUCCCAGAACACAACUGCUUCUUAAACUGAUAAAAAGUCUUCUCUGAUUCUGACUUUCUCCUCUCCUUUUACAGUCACUCCUUUGGCUGUUGAAGAAAUAGUGAUUUGCUACAAAACCAGAUCCUGUAUGAUCUUCAAAGAGGGUCAGCCCUGGUUAGAACUUGGAUGGGAGACCUCCAAUGAAUGCCAGGUCUGUGUGAAGAAGAAGAGAAGAGAGGUAUGGAGGAACAAUGGAUGGGUUUGCUGGCAAGCACAAUGAACCAAAGAAGGUCUCCAGAUACAUCUUUCAGAGUGGUCUACUUCAGAGGCUUAGAGCCUAUGGCCAGAAAAUGGAUCUGGUGACACCUGAGAUGAUCUACCACAGUGCAUCCUCCCUGAUCUUCUUAAAUGUCAUAUUUCUCAUUUGGGCUGAUACUGAAUUUGGCAAUAUCAAGCCAUGUUCUGCGAUGGAGGCUUCCACAGCAACUACUGCAGAAGAAGCAUCCAGCCCAGGAACAAAAAACCUAUCUGUAGACACUUUAAAAGAGAAGAAAAAAUGCAAUGUGCCAUGUGAUUUUCAAGCUAAAAUGUUAAGUGAAGAAAAAAAAUACAUGUGCCGGAAUUUGCAGAAUUCACUAAUUGAAUAUGCAAGAAGUACCAAGAAAAUGAUACGGAACAUGAUGGAUGAUCAUCAGUCUUCUCUGGAUUAUCUUUCCAAUCAGGUCAAUGAACUUAUGAGUCGGGUCAUGGCUUUAAAUGCAGACAUGUCUAGAAAACCAAUUGAUGUAUUUCCUCAUCGAGCUGUUCAGUCUCAUGGUUUGGACUGCAGCGAUAUUAAAGAUACGAUUGGCUCUGUUACAAAAACUCCAAGUGGCCUCUACAUAAUCCAUCCAGAAGGAUCAAGUUACCCCUUUGAGGUACUAUGUGAGAUGGAUUUUAGAGGUGGAGGAUGGACAGUGAUUCAGAAGAGAACAGAGGGAAUAGUUGAAUUUCAGAGGACAUGGUCUGACUAUCUGGAUGGCUUUGGUGAUCUUUCAGCGGAAUUUUGGCUUGGGCUCAGAAAAAUUUUCCACAUAGUAAACCAGAAAACAGCCAGUUUCAUGCUUUAUGUGGGCUUGGAGUCUGAAGAUGACAUGUAUGCAUAUGCAUCGUAUGACAACUUCUGGUUAGAAGAUGAACUAUGCUCCUUUAAAAUACACCUAGGACGUUAUUCUGGAAAUGCUGGUGAUGCAUUUCGGGGAUACAGAAAAGAAGACAACCAGAAUACAUUACCUUUUAGUACAUAUGAUGUGGACAACGAUGGUUGUGAUCCAGUCUGUUCUUUUCAAGAGAAGUCUAUAAAGAGCUGCAGUAACUUUAGCGCAAAAACAGGCUGGUGGUUCAAUCAAUGUGGUCUUGCAAAUCUCAAUGGCAUUCACCGGGUCACAAGAAGGAUGCUGUCAACAGGGAUUCGGUGGGAUACCUGGACAACGGAUGGCAAACCGGUCAAAAUUAAAUCUGUUUCAAUGAAAAUCAGAAGAACAUAUUUCAAAUAACAGAAUGACAUAAAUGAAAUCUUUCUUUGUGAAAAAAGACUAUCUUAAAUUGUAACACACAGUUAUAGCAUAACAGUUCAUUUGUAGAAAUGUUAGUAUUUUGUACAUCACAUUACUUUGCAAUGGCCCUUCCUAGUACAAAUACAGUUAUGCUUCCA
Messenger RNA from Sceloporus undulatus (fence lizard), 1992 nucleotides. It is a transcript of the gene ANGPTL5, whose product is annotated as angiopoietin like 5. The record is from RefSeq and is a predicted model, not a curated record. The coding region runs from base 551 to 1834 and encodes 427 amino acids. Lineage: Eukaryota; Metazoa; Chordata; Lepidosauria; Squamata; Phrynosomatidae. The transcript has 10 exons.